This is a messenger RNA of Aegilops tauschii subsp. strangulata, 1152 nucleotides long. RefSeq lists its product as uncharacterized. Lineage: Eukaryota; Viridiplantae; Streptophyta; Magnoliopsida; Poales; Poaceae. Gene Ontology annotation, molecular function: protein binding. The record is from RefSeq and is a predicted model, not a curated record.
AUGGAAAAGAGGAGGAGGAAGGAGGAGGAGGAGGAGCAGGCGGUAGAGGGCCUCCCCAACGACCUUGUCUGGGAGUUCCUGUCGAGGGUGCUGUACCAGUCGCUGUGCCGCUCAAAGUGUGUGUCGACGGCGUGGCUCGCACUGUGUUCCGACCCCGCCGUCCGUCGGAGAUCGCCGCAGACGCUCUCCGGUUUCUUUGGCCUCUCCCACAGCGGCAGCAACCGUUUCGUCAACCUUUCCGGCAGAGGCCGGCCGCUGGUCGACCCUUCUCUCCCUUACCUGCACGGCUUCGAAAGCGUAAAGCUCCUAAACUGCUGCAGCGGCAUCCUUCUCUGCCACGGUAUGCGAGCAGACGGCGCGCAAUACAUUGUGUGCAACCCUGCGACCGAGGAGAUCUGGGCCGUGAUACCCGCGCCUGAUAGGCAUGAGACACCACACCCUCUUGUUUACCGCACCAUCUGCUUGUGUUUCGACCCGGUCGUCCCCUCUCGCUUCGCGGUGUUUGUAAUCAUUGAUAAUGGUCGCGACAUUACCAUUAUGGAGGUCUACUCGUCGGAUACCGGAGAAUGGACUUCCAUGUCGAGCCCAUGGGGUCACCGAAUUGUGUUGUAUAACUAUGAACCAGGGUACUUCUUCUUAAAUGGUACUCUGCAUUCCGAUGCCUAUGAUUCUCGCGUGGAGACAUUUGACUCGAAUGGUAAAUCAAUAAAUAUGGUGGUUACGGUGGACACGGGCGGGAAUACUUGGAGGACAACUCCACAACCGCCUAUAGCUCAAUUUACUUCCAUUGGGUUCUCUCAGGGACGCUUACAUGGUAUUGAGAUGGAAGAUGGUGGUGGUUACCGGAUAUCAGUCUGGAUUCUCGAGGAUUAUGCUAGUGGGCAAUGGACCUUAAAGCACACAACCAGUAUGCAGGAGCUACUAGGAAGGCCUUGUAUAAAUAACAAAGAGUGCUACGCCUUUGUUGCACUCCAUCCAGAACGUAACCUGAUUUUUCUUAAUGGUGGGGUGGAACCGGAACAUACACUUAUGUCGUAUGAUAUGGAUACCCAGAAGUUGCAUGUUAUCUGCAAUCUUGAAGAUUAUGAGAUGCAAGAUUUUCGACCUUACAUUCCCUGCUUUGUGGAAUGGCGUCCGUCAAAUGCUCCCUGA